AUGUACUUUCAUCGUGGACAGCAGCAGAGACCGGAAUUACAGAUGUUUCGACUAGGUAUCCAGAAAUGUGAGGAGGCCGUUGAAAAUUCCUUGAAAGAUCACAAAAAAGUCAAAAUUGCUAGUGGAGGAGCAAAAGGCUUUGCGAAACAAAUGGAGGAUAAAGCAAAAUUACGUCAAAUGGGUCAAAAAUCAAAGAGAGUAACAGGUGAUGCUGAUACUUCGGAUGGAAAUCAAAGUAACCAGAGUAUCCCUACUAGUUUAAUUCCAAGAAAUAUGUCAAAAAUUAUGUUUGGUCCACUUUACACAGAUCAUGAAUAUUUGGAGGAAUUAUUAAGACAGGAAACUGCACAUAAAUGGAAAACAGCCAAUUCUGAAGAAGUACGGAAUCUAGCUCGUGAUGGUAUCGCAUAUUUAGAUGAGAGAUACAAAUUCUGGCAUCAAGAGAAACCUGUUUAUGCUCGAACUAAGGCUAGACGAAUAAAAGUGCUAGCAAACUCUCAAUUUUCAAAAAGAUCGAAAUUUCCAGGAGUUAAGAGUGUUCUAGAAAAAUUACACAAAAUCGACAAUUUACAACGCAAACAUGAACAUUCUUUAGCAGUGAAACACGCUCAUCAUCUAUUAAAUGAAGUUAGAGCCUGUGAUGAAACACAAAUUCCAAAUUAUCAUGAAAUUUUAGCCAAUAUUAAUUCACUACUUGGACUGUCCAACUUAGAAUUAGGAAACUAUUCAGAAGCAUUAAAAGCCUAUCAAGCUGCUUAUGAUCUUGGAGAGAAAAUCAAUUUACCAGAGAUUAUUUCAAAUUCAAUGGAUAAUAUGGGACGUGUUUAUGCAAAAUCAGGGGAUUAUGAUUCAGCUGUGAAAGUAUGGGAAGAGAAACUUGAAAAGUGCACCGAUGAUUUAGAUAAAGUAUGGCUCUGUUAUGAAUUAGGUCGAUGUUAUUUAGAAUUACAAAAACCACAAAAAUCUUUUGAAUACGGUGAGAAAGCAAUGCAUAUAGCAAGUGCUAUGGAGGAUAAACCAUGGCAGUUGAAUAUCAAUGUUUUGAUUGGACAAUCAAAUUUACAAUUAAAAAAGCGUACUGAAGCUCAAGAUGCUUUUAACAAAGCCUAUGAUCUAGCUAAAGAACUUAAAGCUCGUGAUGCUGAAAAGGCUAUCUUAGAGGUUAUCGAUGAACUACAAAGCACUGGUAGAGAGAUCGACACAGACGCAUUCACUGAUACUGAAGAAAAUGUGGCCUCAGAAGAAUUAACAACUCCACGAAGUAAACCACCGUCAACAGACCAUCAGAAAAUACAGUCCACUGAAGCACAGGAAGAGAUUAAUCUAAGCAGGGAAUAAGUGUCCAUCUAAUGAAACGGUUUUUUUCUCUCCAAAAAACAAUCAUGUCAAUGAUUUCAUUAAAAAGUUUCCUCUCUUAUUCUCAUAUAAAUAUGUUAUAUUGCCUUCUUCCUAUUUAUGACAGAUUAUGAAUUAUGAUUGAGUUAAAAAUUCAAAUAAAACUUGUAGUUUUGUGAAUAUUAUGC
Trichobilharzia szidati is the source of this 1523-nucleotide messenger RNA. The record is from the annotation of a GenBank genome assembly. NCBI's taxonomy places the organism in Eukaryota, Metazoa, Platyhelminthes, Trematoda, Strigeidida, Schistosomatidae.